GCUGCAGACCCAUCUCUAGAAAAGCAGCACGGCGAGCCGACGGAAACAUUGACAAAUAAGCCACCAUGUCGUCCAUAUGCUCGCUGCUCCUCGUCCUCCUAGCAGUAGCGGCCUCGUCGGCGGCCGGAGACGCCGGGAACAAGCUGAAGCACAUCCACCUGUACAUGCACGAGACGUUCUCGGGGGCGAACGCCACGGAGGGCGCCAUACUGCCGUCCCCGUUCGGAGCCAACGCGACGUUCGGCUCGGUGGCCGUGUUCGACGACGAGCUCCGCACCGGCCUGAGCAGGGACUCGCCGCUCGUGGCGCGGUACCAGGGCAUCAUCGUCGCCACGGGGGUGGCGGAGGGGCCGGCUUCGCAGGGGCACCUGACGGUCGCCUCCAUCCUGUUCGUCGCCGGGGAGUACGCCGGGAGCGCGCUGUCCCUGGAGGGCCCCUUCGUCGGCUUCCAGGGCACCCUCGAGCGCAGCAUCGUCGGCGGCAACGGCAAGUUCAGGAUGGCGCGCGGGUACUACCUGCUCAAGCUCCUCAACCUCACGUCGCCGCUCACCGCCGUCUCCGAGGCCGACUUCUACGUGCUCACCUGCGACCCGAGCUACAUGUAACUUCUUUGCGGUUGCGGUACUAUCACUACCGCAGG
This is a messenger RNA of Lolium rigidum, 640 nucleotides long. RefSeq names its product dirigent protein 7-like. The transcript has a single exon. NCBI's taxonomy places the organism in Eukaryota, Viridiplantae, Streptophyta, Magnoliopsida, Poales, Poaceae. Bases 66 to 605 code for a protein of 179 amino acids. The record is from RefSeq and is a predicted model, not a curated record.